Messenger RNA from Rhipicephalus sanguineus (brown dog tick), 495 nucleotides. RefSeq lists its product as uncharacterized. The transcript has a single exon. The record is from RefSeq and is a predicted model, not a curated record. NCBI's taxonomy places the organism in Eukaryota, Metazoa, Arthropoda, Arachnida, Ixodida, Ixodidae. The coding region runs from base 1 to 495 and encodes 164 amino acids.
AUGACAGCCCGGCCACCCGAGUACGACGACACGACCAGUAGCUCGAGCACUUACCGUGUCCGUUUGGAGGCCUGUUUUGAAGGCCAGAGCACCACGGAUCCAGGAAAACGGCGUGCGCUUCUGGUAUCGGCACUAAGUGACAGCGUUGUGCGCGUGCUUCAGGGGCAGUGCCUGUCAGAACCGGUGAACAGCCUUAGCUAUGACGCCGUCGUACAGCUGCUGGACAAGCACUUCGAUCCAUUAGCUAACGAGAUUGCAGCGAGCUACGCUUUUUUCAUGCCGAAUCAAGCAGAAGGCGAAAAGGUACGGGACUAUAUCACUGACCUGAGACGUCUCGCAAAGGAGUGCAAUUUCGAGAAGUUUUUGGACCGCAUGUUGCGGAAUCGGAUUGUCUGCGGAAUCCGUGACGAACAAGCUCGACGACACAUGUUGUCGCAAAGGAAGUUGAAUUUGGCUGAGGCAGAGGCUUCUGCUCUAGCUGCAGAAACGGCGUAA